CGGCCCGCCUAAAGACUACGACUCCCGGCGUGCCCUGCGGCCCAGGGCCUGAAGGGCCCGGAUCCGGAUCUGCGGUGGCUUGCAGCUCGGGUGUGCGAGUGCGGGGGAGAUGGCCACGGGGACAGACCAGGUGGUGGGACUCGGCCUCGUCGCCGUUAGCCUGAUCAUCUUCACUUACUACACCGCCUGGGUGAUUCUCUUGCCAUUCAUCGACAGCCAGCAUGUCAUCCACAAGUACUUCCUGCCCCGAGCCUACGCUGUCGCCAUCCCGCUGGCCGCCGGCCUCAUGCUGCUCCUGUUUGUGGGACUGUUCAUCACCUACGUGAUGCUGAAGAACCAGAAAGUGACCAAAAAGGUUCAGUGAAGGCCCAGCAGGGCUGAGGCUGCUGGCCUUUCCUCUGCCUCCCCUCCAAAGGUGGGGUGCAUAGGACCCAUCCAGGCACUGCAGCCCCCUCCAGCCUGGCUGCCCUGCAGACAUCCCUGUGGGAUGGAGCUGUCUGGGACCUACCACACAGGCCUGCUCCUUCCCUGCUCAACCUUCCAGAAGCCAGGAGGGACGAUUACCUGGAAGCCUCCCCCUCACCCCUUUCUGGCUCAGGGCCUGAAGGAUGCCGGUCAUCCCUGCCUCACCUUCAGACUCCCUGUUGCCUUUUCCCCUGGGUUCUACCCUCUGGUUUCAGUUUCCCUCCUGUCACCUGCUGAUGUCGGACUUGGUAGGUUCUGAGGCAUCAUGCGACCUUUUCCCACAUGUCCUGCUCCUCCUCGGAGGCAGCUUUCCCAGGUCUGACAUUGCUCUGGGCCUCACAAAGCCUAAGGGGAGGACUGACAGGCUCUGGGGUUACCACCAGGCCUCAGGGUCCAUUAGGGUGGCCACAGUGGGCCCCCGGACCAACUGCUUCUCACAGGAGGCCCAGUCCCCCACCCCUAGCGCUGGCCUCUUGGGGAGAGCUGAACAAUAAACACUGAUGAUGUGUUUGUCUCUGUGCCGUCCCUGACCGGGGAGGCUGGGCUGCUCAGGGGCUGGAGAGGGGCUGUUCUCAGGUCAUGAGACUGGUUCGCGCAGUGCGCCUCCGGUGCCUCCCAGAUUGUCCCCGUGCUGGACCCAGGAGAAAGUGGGGACUGAAACAGAUGUGGCUCCAGCCUGGUGCAGCUCACGGAUGGGGAGUCGGCGGAGGCCUGGCAACGUGCCACACACCACAUCAGCCUCUACUGUGCCUCCCCUGCGCCAGCCCAGCCAGCGUGCACUGGUGUAUUUUAGGGACCCUCGGGCCAGUCCCCUAAAAACCCAAGUCCGUCGUCCAUCUCUUGUACCCAGAAGCCCAACCUAGUGGGGCUCCGAGCAGUGAGAGCUGGGAAACCAGAGCAGGGCUUCCUCUGGUCAGGAUGAGUCAUUUGGCACAGGCCCAGCCCUGUCUCCCCCCACCGCAAUCCCACCACACCCCCCGCCCCACGCAGCUGGGGCUCCCGUCCGCGGUGCGUGGUUUAAGCCUCUGUCACACCUUGGAUGAUGUGCACUCCAGUUAGCAGGGACGUGUCCCUCAUCCGAGAGCAGAGGCUGGCUGCAGGCACACCGCCCUGCCCUCACCUGCCCCCAUCCUCUUCCCCUGCUAUAGCAGGAGUAUCCUGUCUCCGAUGGUCCCCUUCUCAUGGGGACAGCCCCUGCCUCUCACCAGGCUCCUCCUGGUGUUCCAUGAGCAUGCCCAGGCCCCCACGUAAAGGACCCUCCGUCAACCCAAUAAUUCUCUCCAGGUCUCCCCCUCUCCCCUAAAUAGCCAGAUUCCCAAAAGGAUGUCCAGCCCGCUGCCUGCAGCUCCUCUCCUUCACUGUGUUCAGCAUCACUCCCGGAGGGCUGCACCCACUCAGACCCCCCGUGACCCCAUGUUGGCCUGUGACAUCCCCCUGGAUGCACCUCAGAUGCUCUCGGUGUCCGUGAGGACUCGUUCUCAUACUUUAUGUCUCCCACGCUCCACUUCCGCCAUGACGCGGUGGGCUCCUUGGGACUUGGUCACAAGCCUCACCCCACACUCGUCCCUACCCAGGCCCUCCUCCUCAGCCCCGCCGUAUUGCCCAUGCACCAGUUAACUGCCAUCGGAUGUCAUAGUGGCUCCUCAAAUUCAUCCUAUCAUGAUCUGAAUUCUCAGACUCCCCCCUCCCCAGUUUCCCCUCCCAGCCCCUUCCAUGACUGGCAUCAUCCUGUGGCCCUAACCCCAGCCAGAAGCCUGGCACACAUCACUGACCUUGGCUUCCUCCUCCUAGCCCCCGUCUGCAUGACCCCAAAUCCUGUCAGUUCUCCCCUUUUCUCGCCUCCCCCCACCAGUCACCUUCCUGAUGCAAAGGCUCCAUCCUCUGCCCUGAGUCACCCAAAGAUUCCUCCCCCCCAUACACACACUCUGGCCCCUCCAAUGUGACUAUACAUGACAACCAUGGCCUUUUAAGAACAUCUGAGCAUCUUUCUCAUACACAUAAGAGAACCUGAAUGCUUGUUCUCUUCUCACUCCAGCUCCCCUGGCCUUUCAUUUCUUGGGAUUCACUGAGGCCCUUUGCACGUCCUACUCACAUUGGUUCAGCAUAUACUUAUGAAACACUGGUUUGUGCCAGACACUGAGCCAAGAAGGGAGCCCAGCAUGGUUCCUGCCCUCUUGGUGCCUCCAUCAUGGGGGGGAAAUAUAAUAAAUAAGUGAA
Messenger RNA from Leptonychotes weddellii (Weddell seal), 2682 nucleotides. RefSeq names its product dolichyl-phosphate mannosyltransferase subunit 2, regulatory (gene DPM2). Gene Ontology annotation, biological process: dolichol phosphate mannose biosynthetic process; GPI anchor biosynthetic process. NCBI's taxonomy places the organism in Eukaryota, Metazoa, Chordata, Mammalia, Carnivora, Phocidae. Gene Ontology annotation, cellular component: endoplasmic reticulum membrane; dolichol-phosphate-mannose synthase complex. Gene Ontology annotation, molecular function: enzyme regulator activity. The record is from RefSeq and is a predicted model, not a curated record.